Cucurbitaria berberidis CBS 394.84 is the source of this 2010-nucleotide messenger RNA. RefSeq lists its product as uncharacterized. The transcript has 3 exons. The record is from RefSeq and is a predicted model, not a curated record. Gene Ontology annotation, cellular component: cytoplasm. Bases 145 to 1857 code for a protein of 570 amino acids. Lineage: Eukaryota; Fungi; Ascomycota; Dothideomycetes; Pleosporales; Cucurbitariaceae. Gene Ontology annotation, molecular function: zinc ion binding; ubiquitin protein ligase activity.
CUCCAGCUCCAGCGACACAUAACAUGGGUGCAACCUAAUGAGCGACGGUAAUACUGGCUAGCUUCAGUAUCUUUUGGCGCCGCAUUACGGCUCUACUCAACUUUCAGCUCCCCUCACAGCGCAUACAUUGCGCCUACUGCGACUAUGGCUGAAUCACAACCUACGACCCUGUCAUCGAAGCCGCGCACCAGCAGCAUGUCGCAAGCUUCAGAAAGCUCUCAAACAGCAGCAGAAUUCAUCAAGGAGCAGCUCAGCCUCGAGGCAGAAGCACGCGAGGCUCUGCCAUAUCAAUUCGAUACAUGCACACGCGAUCUCGGCCCUCUUCGUCAAAGCCUUUACGCAUGUCUCACUUGUAACCCACCUCCCGCGUCGCCCGCCCAAGUGUACACCCCCGCAGCCGUUUGCUAUUCUUGCUCCAUCUCGUGCCAUGGCGAGCAUACUCUUGUCGAGCUCUUCAACAAGCGCAACUUCAUAUGCGACUGCGGAACGACUCGAACACCAGACACGAUACCCUGUACGCUCCGUAUCAACUCCACAACCGGCCAGAAGGGCGACGUGACUGGGGAAGAGCCGGCAGAGACCAACAAGUAUAACCAGAACUUUAAAAACAGGUUCUGUGGCUGCGGCGAAGACUAUGAUGCGAAUCAAGAGAAAGGAACAAUGUUCCAGUGUCUUGGGCUCGGGACUUAUGAAGAGGGCGGAUGUGGUGAGGAUUGGUGGCAUCCAGAAUGUCUGGUCGGCUACACACGAGAGGAGUACAGCAAGACGAUCGAGAAGCCCAAAGUUGAAGAAACGACUGGCGCGGCAGACAUCAUCAUGACCGAGAACCCUACGACAGAAGAGGUUUUGGCCAGCGAACGCACAGAGGAGACUACGCCGCUGAACUCUACAGUUAUAGCCACCUCGGUCGCCAAUGGCGACGGUAUCGAUGGGAAUGACGUUAUAGCAGACGUUGAAAACGAGGAGGUCGAGGACGAUGAUCUGCCGUUGCCUCCAGGCUUUCCUGCAGAGGAAGACUUCGAUCACUUCAUCUGCUACAAGUGCGUGCAGGCCAAUCCCUGGAUCAAGAAGUACGCAGGCUCGCCCGGUUUCCUCGCACCAGUGUAUUUCGACAAAACGCUCAACACCACUCAGACGACAGAGACUACUACGUCAACAUCAGAGCUCGUGAACAGUGAAUCCAAGAAGCGGAAAGCUUCCGAUGAAGAUGAAGACGUAUCCACCAAAGCGACUCUAACGGCUCCAGCUCCAGCUAAGCGCCAGAAAUCUGAAGACCCCAGCAGCGCGCUUUCCAGUAUCCCUGAAGAUACCAUGACGCUCCCGAUAACACCGAAAAAGCAAGAAGACCCAUCGGCCCCCAAACAUACAACUCUACCUGCACUACCUUCAGCUGCCGUGACAACACCCUUCUCCCUCUUCCUCAAGCCCGACUUCCGCGAUCAUCUCUGCCGCUGCCCAUCAUGCUUCCCCGAACUGAAAGCACAUCCCCAACUUCUGGAAGAAGAAGACACCUACGAGCCUCCGGUAUCCGAGUCCGGCGACGAAGGCGCACAAUCCGUGGGCACAGGCAGUAUCUUAGACCGUGGCGAAGCAGCGUUCAACAAUAUGGACAGGGUUCGCGCAAUUCAAGGUGCAAUGGCAUAUGCGCAUCUCAAGGAUAAGGUGGCGGCGUUCUUGAAGCCGUUUGCGGAGUCGGGUCAAGCUGUCGGAGCGGAAGAUGUUAAAGCUUACUUUGAGAAGCUGAGAGGUGACGAAAAGGGCAUUGAGGAGGCUGCCGGCGCGGCCAAAGGAAGUAAGGAGGAUGGGGAUGAUGGCGGCAGUGGUGGGGAUAGCAGGAGGGAGCAGAGUGGAUAUUGAGUGUCGCAACUAUUUAAUUGCUUACCGCUCUUCAGGCUCUGAUAAUUCGAUCUUACACACCUUUUGAGUACCGAGACAUGUGGCAGAUAGCUAGGUCGUGGCGUCUAGUAUGAGCAAUUCUAUACCUUGCGACGCAUAUAUUGCAUCACGUUC